Molecule: messenger RNA, 201 nt
Organism: Guillardia theta CCMP2712
Lineage: Eukaryota; Cryptophyceae; Pyrenomonadales; Geminigeraceae
Exons: 3
Coding region: 1-201 (66 amino acids)
Biological process (GO): regulation of autophagy
Cellular component (GO): intracellular membrane-bounded organelle; mitochondrial outer membrane
Molecular function (GO): 2 iron, 2 sulfur cluster binding
Source: RefSeq, a predicted model, not a curated record
AUGUCGGGCAAGAUCAACCACAAGAUCGAGCUCGACAACCCCAAAGUCGCCACCACGGAUACCAUUGAGCCUGGCCAGAAGGUGGUCUAUUGCAGGUGCUGGAAAUCCGCGACUUUCCCCAAAUGCGAUGGUGCGCACAACAAGCACAACCAGGAGACUGGGGACAACGUUGGCCCUUUGAUUGUCAACGUGCCCAAGUAA